UCUCGAGCAAGAGGAAGUGAAUUUAUACAUUUUUUUGUUUGGAUUUCCCCCUAGUCAUCGUUGUCACUAGUUAUCAUUAUCACUCCCGGCCAUAACACAGACUCCCGUCCUCCUGUAGAUCUCUUUUAACUCCGCAAAUAUGCCUUUGGAAAACCUGGAGGAAGAGGGUUUACCUAAAAACCCCAACCUGAGAAUAGCUCAGCUGAAGUUUUUACUGACUCUGGAUGAUCACAGACAUGAUGCUGAAGUGAAGAGCGAGCUGAUGGACGCCAUCAAACUCAACAAUAUGGCCCCGUACUAUGAAGCCCUGUGUAAAGAGCUGAAAUGGCAGGUGGACACGGAUCUGUUGAGUAAGAUGAAGAAAGCAAAUGAGGAUGAACUGAAAAGGCUGGAUGAUGUUUUGGAAGAUGCUGAGAAGAACCAGGGAGAGAGUGAGAUCAGAGAUGCCAUGAUGGCCAAAGCUGAAUAUCUCAUACGCAUCGGUGACAAGGAAGGGGCCUUGACUGCCUUCAGGAAGACGUAUGACAAGACUGUUGCUCUUGGUCAUCGCUUAGAUAUUGUUUUUUACUUGCUGAGGAUUGGUCUGUUUUAUAUGGACAAUGACCUCAUCACCCGCAACACUGAGAAAGCCAAAAGUUUGAUUGAAGAAGGUGGUGACUGGGACCGGAGGAAUCGCCUGAAGGUGUAUCAGGGCCUCUACUGCGUGGCCAUUCGGGAUUUCAAGCAGGCAGCGGAGCUCUUUCUGGAUACUGUCUCCACUUUCACCUCGUAUGAGCUUAUGGACUACAAGACAUUCGUCACAUACACCUAGAAAAAAAAAUGUAUGUAUACUAACACAAGAAAUAAUGGGUUUUCUCAGGUGAUUAAGGGUGCUGAGAUCUUGGAGGUGUUGCACAGUUUACCUGCUGUCCGUCAGUACCUCUUCUCUCUCUACGAGUGCCGUUAUUCCGUAUUCUUUCAAUCAUUGGCUCGAGUGGAACAGGAGAUGAAGCAAGACUGGUUGUUUGCUCCUCAUUACCGUUACUAUGUCCGAGAGAUGCGCAUCCUGGCCUAUGGCCAGCUGCUGGAAUCCUACCGCUCCCUCACGCUGGGAUACAUGGCCGAAGCGUUUGGAGUCAGCACAGAGUUCAUCGACCAGGAGCUGUCGCGAUUCAUCGCCGCAGGACGUUUACAUUGCAAGAUCGACAAAGUUAAUGAGAUUGUGGAAACCAACAGACCUGAUAGUAAGAACUGGCAGUACCAGGAAACCAUAAAGAAGGGCGAUCUUCUGCUGAACAGAGUGCAGAAGCUGUCCAGAGUGAUCAACAUGUAGUCCAACAUAUGGCAUUUGAUCGCUACCCAUGUCUUUUCAUGUGAACAACCUGACUUUUGUUUUAUGUACAGUAUAUAAUAAAACUGAAUUGGAGGAAA
Molecule: messenger RNA, 1410 nt
Organism: Sinocyclocheilus rhinocerous
Lineage: Eukaryota; Metazoa; Chordata; Actinopteri; Cypriniformes; Cyprinidae
Gene: psmd6
Product: proteasome 26S subunit, non-ATPase 6
Exons: 8
Biological process (GO): proteasome-mediated ubiquitin-dependent protein catabolic process
Cellular component (GO): proteasome regulatory particle
Molecular function (GO): protein binding
Source: RefSeq, a predicted model, not a curated record